AUAUUUAAUCAGAUUUUAAUAAAAUCACUAAUCAAAAUGUAAAGUGAAUAUAAAAUUCAACAAAAUAUCAACGAAAUAUUUCAUCAAAAUCUAUUAAAAUUUUUCCACCAAGCAAAAAUCUGUAACACCGUGGAAAUGUUUCAGGUGUGUUGGAUGUACAACAAUACGAAUCGCAGCAUUCCAUUUUCCAUAAACGUAAGAACAAUGCGCGAAAUAAAUCAGAAAUAUUGCUAUAAGGUUUUUUCCUGCGCAACUCCACACACAAUUGUGAAUCCACAAUCUUUUGUUCCAAUUCUUUUAAAAUUUCAGCCAAGGCAAUUCGGUAUAUUUAAAGGAAAGUUGCGUUUGACUCUAGGUGACAAAGAGGAAGAACUGAUACUCGAAGGUGAAUCAUCUUUGCCAUAUAAACCUAUUACAAUUGAGGAAUAUGUACCAUGCGAACGUAACUUCCAGGAUGAUGAAGAUAUCCCUAUAUACUUUAAUACUGAUUGCAUAAAUGUUUCACAUAUGGCUACGCACAGUCAUGCAGUUAAAAUGAUUAUGAUGCACAAUAAUUUGAUGCAAGAUGUACUCGCUUUUGAAUGGAAAAGACACGAAAUAUCUGAAGUAAUUCACGUGGAAAUUUAUCCGCAUAAAGGUUUGAUAAAACCAAUGUCCGUUAAAACCUUUCGUGUAACUAUAUGUUCUAAAGGAUACCCUUGCAUGAUUGAUAUCGAUAUAACGUGCGAGUUUAUUAAUACUAGCCAAAGGCGGAUCUAUCAACGAAGUGUAUAUAUUCACGAAGGCUUGUCUCAGGAACUGAAAGGGCAGUUUAUUAUCACGGAAAAAGGCAUCAACAUUCCAGAACAACAUGUAAAAGUGUUGAAAAAACCUCAGCCGUUUUAUAAAGCUGUAACAAUUCGAUGUUUUAUACAUAACACGGAAGAUACAUGUCUGAAAAUUAAUCUAAUAAAAGAAUUAACAAGCGCACCGCCAAAAGAAAUAUGUAUCGUAGAAAAUAAGAGAAUGACGACAUUCGAGAAAGAAGAUAUGAAUCGGUCAUCGUUUAUCAUACAAGGUCUAUUAUGGGAAAUAGUCAAUAGUGAAUUAUUCAAAGACAUAAUGCAAGAUAUUUUACGGGAAAAAUCCAAUUUAUUUUACUCGCAAUUUAAGAUGAGUUUGUACGAAAGAAACAGGUUGAUACGGAGAUCGUAUAUUUCGUCGCCACGAGCGUUAAUUAAUUGUAUACUUGAGGAGAUGUUAUUUAUCAUAAUGCAUGAAGAAUUCGCUUUAAAAACUGCACAUUUAGUUCAACAUACGGAUGUCAGACAUACGAAUUAUUUAAACAUGAUACCUAGCGUCAGCAGAAAAAAGACAAUCAGACGAGGUAAUAUAUUAAAUAUAUUACAAAAUACAUUUUAUUCUAAAAAAAUAGUUAAUUUUAUUUAUGCUACCUGUUUUAGAAACAAGAUUGUUACAUCAAGAUAAAUAUCGCUCUAUGAUACCAGAAUUCGUAC
This is a messenger RNA of Monomorium pharaonis (pharaoh ant), 1496 nucleotides long. RefSeq lists its product as uncharacterized. The transcript is spliced from 6 exons. The record is from RefSeq and is a predicted model, not a curated record. NCBI's taxonomy places the organism in Eukaryota, Metazoa, Arthropoda, Insecta, Hymenoptera, Formicidae. Bases 136 to 1467 code for a protein of 443 amino acids.